CGGAACGGGAGAAACCCCUCGUCCUUAAUCCCUAUUGGGAAACCUCUAAGAGAGUUCCAGAUUUGUGCGCGGCGUCUGGCAGUAUUUUUUUUUGCGAUUUUUUUUUUCUUUUGCCCUCCCUCUUCCAUUUCCCAGCUUUGCCAAGACAAUUUUUCUUCCCGACCUUGUUCAAAAACCCCAUCGCUUUCCUCAACCCUCCCUCCUUUCUAUCCCUCUCGACAUCGUAUCCUGUCCCCAUCCCACUCUCAUCAAGUCUACCGAAGAGUCGUUGAUCCACUCUUUACCUUUUGCCUUUUGCUUUUUGAAAAAAUUCUCCCCUCACAAAAUCUCACGAAAUGCCGGAACAAUCAGUAAGCCGAACAAAUUUUCACCCCUUUUUGUCUCCUUCCAUCCCAGUAGCACUAUCAAAAGCAAUUUCAAUAUCGCUUGCUUGCUUUUCAAUGCCGUGUUGAGAUAUUAGCAUGAAGAAAACUAUUGACUGUCAUGAUCUCAUCGUUGCAGUCGCUGCUGAUAUGGAUGGGCUAUCGCCUUAGUGAAGAAUUUUGCUGACUUUACCCACAGACUUUCCUCGUUGACUUCUUGAGUAUGUUACCUCUCCGCAAUUGAAUCAAGCCCGGCACCUCCUGCUCCCGAGGGGGAUGGUUUCAUCAUAAGGAUCCGGAUGGUUGACAUUCUCUUUUUUCUUCCAAUAGUGGGCGGUGUUUCUGCCGCCGUCUCGAAAACUGCUGCUGCCCCCAUUGAGCGUGUCAAGCUCCUCAUCCAGAACCAAGUUUGUUAUCCGAGACUAAUUUUUUUCCUCGAUUAUCCCAAAAUUGGAAUAGUACACUAACACACACCUUCCCCACUCCAGGAUGAAAUGAUCAAGGCCGGACGUCUCGACCGCAAAUACGGCGGUAUCGGAGACUGCUUCAAGCGUACUAUUGCUGAUGAGGGUAUUUACUCCUUGGGCUCGUAUUUCACCCACCUACUAACGCUUCAUUAGGCACUGUUUCUCUAUGGCGUGGUAACACCGCCAACGUUAUCCGUUACUUCCCCACGCAAGCAUUGAACUUUGCUUUUCGUGAUAAGUUUAAGAAGAUGUUCGGUUACAAGAAGGAGCGUGAUGGUUAUGCCAAAUGGAUGGCUGGUAACUUGGCUUCUGGUGGUGCUGCCGGUGCUACCUCGCUCCUGUUCGUCUACUCUCUUGACUACGCUCGUACCCGUCUCGCCAACGACGCCAAAUCUGCCAAGAAGGGUGGUGAGCGCCAGUUCAAUGGUUUGAUCGAUGUCUACAAGAAGACUCUGGCUUCUGAUGGUAUCUCCGGUCUUUACCGUGGUUUCGGUCCUUCCGUCCUUGGUAUUGUCGUCUACCGUGGUCUGUACUUCGGUAUGUACGACUCUAUCAAGCCGGUCGUCCUUACCGGCAAACUUGAGGGCAACUUCCUGGCCUCUUUCGCUCUGGGAUGGGUAGUCACCACUGGUGCUGGUAUCGCCUCUUACCCUCUUGACACAGUUCGCCGUCGUAUGAUGAUGGUAGGCAAAUAUAUCUUCAUUCCGUGAUUUCUAAUUUUUGCUCACAAAAAUCACAGACCUCUGGUGAGGCCGUCAAGUACAAGUCCUCUUUCGACGCCUUCUCCCAGAUUGUCAAGGCUGAGGGUGUUCGCUCCCUCUUCAAGGGUGCCGGUGCCAACAUCCUCCGUGGUGUCGCCGGCGCUGGUGUGUUGUCCAUCUAUGAUCAGGUCCAACUCCUCAUGUUCGGAAAGGCCUACAAGGGUGGGUCUGGUUAAGCAACGAGACGUCCGAAAAAUAGAAAGGAUACGGGUGGAUGAUGAUGCAAAUCCUCUUUUCAGGGAUGGGAAGGGGGUUUGCGAUAUGACAACUUUACCUGCUGUACGAUGCCGGGCAGGGAAAAACAAUUCUACUCAGUAACAAAAGCUUUUAGUGUAAUUAGGAUAUCUUCGUUUUACAAUCUUCUUGUUUUCCGUUGUCUCAUCCUUCCUUAUACAUGAAGCAAAUAGCGGGGACUAAAAUGGGGGUUUCCUUUGUUUUUGAGGUGUCGGUUUCGAUUUUUCCAUGGUUCUGGUUUUCGUGAUCAAUAGAGUGUCCUCCCAUAGCAUUUAUUUGUUUACUUGUGAUAUUUGCUUUUAUAUAACGCGCAUAAUCGCCACAAGUUACCAGUUUCUUGGAAUGCUGCAGCGGCGAGAACGCACUGGUUUGCACUCGGGUAUUGGUGCUGUACCGUAUGAUGCAGUGUGAUUGAGGUGCUCGGGGGUGUCGCCUCAAUCAUUCGGGGUCCCGAGUGUGGGUUCCCUUACCCGGGAUGCUCUCUUUCGGGGAUCGGAUGAAAAUGGACACUCAGUGGCACAGCGACUCCCAUCCUCUGCAUAUCCGUAUCCUGUGUU
Molecule: messenger RNA, 2381 nt
Organism: Tuber aestivum (summer truffle)
Lineage: Eukaryota; Fungi; Ascomycota; Pezizomycetes; Pezizales; Tuberaceae
Source: the annotation of a GenBank genome assembly